Messenger RNA from Microbotryum saponariae, 1582 nucleotides. The record is from the annotation of a GenBank genome assembly. NCBI's taxonomy places the organism in Eukaryota, Fungi, Basidiomycota, Microbotryomycetes, Microbotryales, Microbotryaceae.
AUGUCGCUCGGCGAUGAAUUCGCCCUCAGUCCAUCAGAAGAGCUUCGAGCCGCUUUUGAGCACGCACAUCAAUGCCCAUCUUCUCCACUGCGCUCGACGACAUACCCCGGGCGAACGUCCACCAAGCGCACACUGGGGACAUCGUUGACGUCAGAGGGGAAACGAAGCGCGGAGGAUUGCAUUCACUUGACGAUGCGGUGCAAGAAGAUGAAACUUUCUCAUGCCUUUUAUCGGUGUGGAUCACUCUUCUAUCGAUCUGCUCCGACAUCCGACAUCACUUCGGGCCCUACGUUGACUCCACCAGCAUCAGAAGCCGCCUCCGCUCCGACGUCGACGCCAACUCCGAGAAGGUACAUCCCGCAAACUACGCGUCGGCUAUCGUCUUGGUGGGCAUCCGCUUCUCGACACGAUGGAGAUGCACGCGUCAGUCGUAUGUGCCCCGACGAAGCGAUCUGGGUCGCGAACGCUGGGUCAGAGUGGCAAGGCCCCAAGUGGCAGACGUUGUGGAGGCAGAGGGUCAACGCCAACAAGGCCGAAGAUAGAUCUUCAAGCGGACGUUCCUCGAACUUGGAUGGGACGUUGAGUUCGAGUGAUGAGCUCUCGUCGCCGACUGCGGCACCGAAGGGCUCGUCAAAAUUCUCGUUCCGGUCAAGACCUUCUCGCUCCGUUUCGUCCCCACCGAAUUGGACUCCUCCUACAUCCCAACCGCACACGCACCAUUCGGGCGAGCACACCUUCCCUUGGGCUCCGAUACCGCUUAAACAACACCUCUUGGCGGUGCUGAGGGCUCGUUCGGCCGAGAGUGGAAAUAGUUCGAGAGGAGGUGAUGCGGGGUUGAAGUUCAAAAAGUGAGGACGGAUAACUUGGCGCGAAAAGGUCACGAGAAGACUUGCUGACCUUAUUUCAAUCGAUUAGGUGGGUCAUUUGGAAUCAUUGGUCAAGAAAAGGACGGUGCGAGCGGGCUGACGCGGAAGAAGGCGAAUUCGACGGCAUCGACAACUCUGACGACUCGGACGAGGAGGACAUGAUCUCGCCAACUACACACGACGACGAUCUGCCGGACGAUCCUAUGGGUUACGAUGCGACGAGUCACCGUUUCGAAAGCGAGAAAGAGCCGAUGUGGUCAGAAGAUCCAACGAACCUCUUUGAUGGCGAGAACGCAUCGGAUGCCGCUCUUGAUACGACUGUCGUGCCUCUUCCGAUCGUGCUCUGUGACGAACCGGGCGUGACCGUCGUCGAUCCCAUAGUCAUACCUCUACUCGUGAACGACGAUCUCGUCGAAUCAAAGGACGUCGGCGCCGAAUCGAACUAUACGCUCGAUUCAUCAUCAUCGGUCUCCCCGAUCCUGCUUCAGCAACCUCACCUUCUCUCCCUUCGACCAAAUUUACGGCGAUCGCAUUCCGCCCCAUCGUCCAUCUCGUCGCUCUCGUCAUCGUCGCCAGGAUCGGUGACUCUCUCGGGCGAUUCAUCCAUGUUCAUGUUCGGCCCUACCGCGAGCGCUGGUGCGAAUGGCGUCGUCGAACUUGUGUGCGUCGAUCGGAAGGACGGCGCGACGUCACCUCCUAUCGCUUGUGAGGGGUGA